Durusdinium trenchii is the source of this 1818-nucleotide messenger RNA. The record is from the annotation of a GenBank genome assembly. NCBI's taxonomy places the organism in Eukaryota, Dinophyceae, Suessiales, Symbiodiniaceae.
AUGUCCGUAGCCUUGAUCGUUCUAUGGCAUGUCUACUCUGCCACGGCAAUGUGUAUCGAGGAGGUUCAAGAGCUUGACAUGAGCUUCCUGCAGACGGCGACGACUGUAAACCUCUCGGAGGUACAUGUGAUGAAGGCUUCCAAGCCCGGAAGCAGUGCAGCUGACGUGUCUGGCGUUGAGACGAAUGCCGCCGGCGACCUCACCACCUUCCUUACCGGCCUCAUGACGAAUUCUGCGAUGAUCGCGGCCUGCGUGGUGGCUUUUAUUGUAUUGAAGAGCAGGUAUCCCAAGAUGUUUGCUUACAACAGCAUCUCCGGCAAAGUUCCAGACACACCCGCGGAUGACAAUUUCUCCUGGGUGAGCUCCUCUGAGAAGAAAGUGCACGAGGAGCACCGAAAAUAUGCCGGUCUCGACCAUGCCAUGUUGUUGGAGUUCACCAUGAUGUGCAAGCGGAUCUUGAUGAAGAUCGGCCUGCCAAUGCUCCUCAUCAUGAGCCCGCUGAACUAUCUUUUUGGCCAUGGCUCUGCUGAGCAAACCGGGGACAACCUCAGCCGGAUCGCCAUGGGAAAUGUUGCGAUAAGUCACCCUUGGCUGUACUACAUCUACGGUCCCAUCACCAUCGCAGUGGUUUGGAUCGUCCGCCGGGAGACUUUCACUUCGAUGCGACGCUUUUGUGAGUCCCGCUUCAUUUGGAUGAAACACUUGAAAAAUCCGCAGGCCUCGACGGUGAUGGUGGAGGGCAUCCCAGACGAGUACCAGUCGGAUGAGAAGGUGAAAGAGUACUUCAGCCGUAUGUUCAGCAAGGACUCCAUCAAGGCAGUUCACGUGGCCAAGCACAUCUCCCAGCUGGAGACCGUGUAUGCUGAGCUGCGAGACGCCAUGAUGAAUUUGGCCAAGGCUGAGCAGGAAUGGGAGAAUGCCGGGCGUGAGGCUGAGAACCGGCCCCAGAUCAAGAGUAUGAUGAGCCCCAUGGGCGGUGGGGCUGAGGAUGCCAUCGAGUACUGGACCAAGCAAAGGGAUAUCAAGCAGAAAGAGGCGGCUGAGUACCGAGAGAACUUUAUCAAGGAUGCUGAAGCUGGGGUUGGUGGUGUGAAUGGCCACUGCGGCUUUGUCACCUUCAAUGAUGUGAGAGAUGCACGUGUUGCGAUGAAUGUGAAGUUCUCCAAGGAUCGGAAUUCUUGGCAAGUCACACUUCCGCCGGCUCCUUCCGCAGUGAUUUGGUCUGAUAUGAAGGUAAACGUGGAUUUGCGCAGUGGUAAGCGAUUGCUUGGAUAUGGCUUGGUCUUCGGCCUCUACGUGGCCUUCACACCUUUCUGCCUGUUCGUGACGAACUUGGCAACUGCUGUGAAUCUGGGCCCCUUCCAGAGCCUUUGGGAGGCCUAUGCGCCCACCUUGGGCCUUUUGAUCUUCCUGUCCUUCGCGCCAACGGUUUUAAUCAACAUCUUCUCCUUGCUCUUCAACUUCAAGUCGGAGGUCAAGAACCAACUAGAGCUUCAGAAUUGGUACUUCUGGUUCAUGGUCUUCUUUGUGAUCGGUGUCACAGUGGUAGGCCAAGAUUUUGUGAAUUUCGUGGAGCAAGUCGCGAAGCAGCCAACACAAUUGCCCAUGGUCUUGGCGGAGAAGAUGCCAACCUCCACACACUACUACUUGAACUUCUUGGUGCUGCAGUGGGUCACCCAUGCCAUGAACCUUACCCGCUAUAUGCAGGUGACCAAGUUCGUGGGCUUCUCCAAGAUUUGGAGUGAAGAUGACGCCCGCGCACUCGCAGAGCCUGAGGAUCAGGAUUACUACGGCAUGGGCUCCAGGACCGACAAAUGA